AUGGAAUUUGGACAAACAAUCCUCCCAAUUCAACCCCUUCGUUUAGAACAACCUGAUAUUAUCACAGAAGAAGAAAGUAAUGAUAAAGGUGUUGUGUUUAGAUCAUUUGAUUCAAAUCAAACUAACAAAUUAACAAAACAGGAGAAGGAAGAAGUUCUGAUUAAAGAAAUAACAAUGAAAAGCAAAUACAAAAGUUCAGAAAAGAAACCAAAGAAAAAACAAAAGACUACAAUUAAGAGUUCAUUAGAAAGUUGUGGUGUAUUAAAGAAUCAUAAUAUGCCAUUAACACAAGAUAAUAUUUCUAACAUUAAUCAUAUAUUUCCAGUUAAUAAAUAUAUUCGCAUUAGACAAUGGAUUAAUCUUAAUAAUAAAGAUUGUUUAUAUCCAUAUCCUUUUCUUUCAAUGUAA
Messenger RNA from Entamoeba nuttalli P19, 408 nucleotides. RefSeq lists its product as hypothetical. The record is from RefSeq and is a predicted model, not a curated record. The transcript has a single exon. NCBI's taxonomy places the organism in Eukaryota, Evosea, Mastigamoebida, Endamoebidae. Bases 1 to 408 code for a protein of 135 amino acids.